AUGAUUCCCGCAAGAGCUGUUUUCAGUGGCCUCCAGCGCCGGGCUUUCUCUGCUACGGCCCGCGAUCUGUCCAAGGUCACCGUCCUCGGUGCUGCCGGUGGCAUCGGCCAGCCGCUGUCUCUGCUCCUCAAGCUCAACCCCAGAGUCACCGAGCUCGCUCUGUACGAUAUCCGCGGUGCUCCCGGUGUUGCUGCCGACAUCUCCCACAUCAACACCAAUAGCUCCGUCAAGGGCUACGAAGCCAAUGCCAGCGGCCUCGCCAGCUGCCUCAAGGGCAGUGAUGUCGUCCUAAUCCCCGCCGGUGUCCCCCGCAAGCCUGGCAUGAGCCGUGACGACCUCUUCAACACCAACGCCUCCAUCGUCCGUGACCUCGCCAAGGCCUGCGCCGAGUCCUGUCCCGACGCCAACGUGCUCAUCAUCUCCAACCCCGUCAACUCCACCGUCCCCAUCUGCGCCGAGGUUUUCAAGGCCCAUGGCGUCUACAAUCCCAAGCGCCUCUUUGGCGUCACCACCCUCGACGUCGUCCGCGCCAGCCGCUUCGUCAGCGAGAUCAAGGGCAGCGACCCCAAGGACGAGAAGAUCACUGUUGUCGGCGGCCACUCGGGUGUCACCAUUGUUCCCCUGUUCAGCCAGAGCAGCCACCCCGACCUGACCACCAACGCCGACCUCAUCAAGCGCGUCCAGUUUGGUGGCGACGAGGUCGUCAAGGCCAAGGACGGUGCUGGUUCCGCCACCCUGUCCAUGGCCAUGGCCGGUGCCCGCAUGGCCGAGUCCCUGAUCCGCGCCUCCCAGGGCGAGAAGGGUGUCAUUGAGCCGUCCUUUGUCGACAGCCCGCUCUACAAGGACCAAGGCGUCGAGUUCUUCGCUUCCAAGGUCGAGCUGGGCCCCAGCGGUAUCGAGAAGAUCCUGCCCGUCGGCGAGGUCGACGCCCACGAGGAGAAGCUUCUCGAGGCCUGCCUGGGCGACCUGAAGAAGAACAUCGAGAAGGGUGUUGCCUUUGUUGCCUCCAACCCUCCCAAAUAA
Messenger RNA from Anthostomella pinea, 1023 nucleotides. Lineage: Eukaryota; Fungi; Ascomycota; Sordariomycetes; Xylariales; Xylariaceae. The record is from the annotation of a GenBank genome assembly.